Messenger RNA from Pedinophyceae sp. YPF-701, 1182 nucleotides. Lineage: Eukaryota; Viridiplantae; Chlorophyta; Pedinophyceae. The record is from the annotation of a GenBank genome assembly.
AUGUCGGAGGCGGGGGGGCCGGCGUCCUGGGCGGACACGCUGAACAGCUACCGUGCGACCUGGGGCUCGCAGUCGCUCUCGACUGUGCGCGAGCAGCCCGGCCCGCAGCGGUACCCGCGGACGAACCUGACGCCCUUCGGGCGCGGUCCGUUCCACAAGGACUCGCAUAGCAUCGGCGCGGACUACAACAGGGACAGGCCCGAGACCGAAGCCGACAGGCACGGACGGCAUGGCCGCGGGUACGCGGAGCCCUGGAACAAGGGCAAGGACUACGACAGGAAGCUCGGCGAGCGCGCAGCCGCGGCGCUGGACUCCACGCGGAUGGCGGGCACCCUGCGGCACUCACAUGACAUGAGAGGGCUGCCGUGCUCCGCCAACCCUGACUCGUGGAUCGGACACCCCCUGGUGCAGCCAGCGCAGGGAAAACUAGCCGCCAGGCCCCCCGAGGACCCCAAGGGCCGCCGCGACCUCUUCGACGUGGUCAACCAGCGCGCUCCGGGGAAGCCAGCGGACGACUCGUGGCUCGGUCACAUGCUCACCGACCCCGCCAAGGGGCGGCGGAACUGCCCGGGACCGGAGAAGCGGUCGGGGCGCGAGGACCUGUUCCCGGUGAUGCGGUUCAGCGCGCUGCACGAACCGCGGCUCGGCGGCCCGGCGCCCAAGGAGCGCGACCCCCUGGCGGACAUGUGGAUCGGCCACCGCAAGAUCGCCCCCGCGGACGGGAAGCGCCGCGUGACGUCGGACCUCGCGCGCGAGAGCAAGGCGCUGCUCGAGGCGUCGCUGCGGUGGGACGGCCGGCCGAACAACGCGCUCGCGGUCGAGGAGAUGGGCGGCACCAGCCGGCGCCCGGGCAACUACGUGCCGCCGGGCCUCAAACCGUCCGACGCGAUCGGAGAGACCGUGCCGAGGCUCAUCAACCAGGAUCCGUCGCUCCAAGACGAGCCAAACAUCCGCAUCCGGCGGUACAUUCCGGCGCCGAGGAGGGAGAACCCGGUGCGCGGGAUGCCGGGGUACCGGGAGGGGCGGAAGAUGGUCCAGCCGAGUCCGUUCCAGCGGGAGCAGAUCGCCGACAACUGGGCCGCCGACGAGCCGCUGUCCAUCCGGUGGGAGGUACGCGAGCGGACGCUGCCGCGCUGGACGGGCACGCGGCCGCUCAACGGAUCGAACCUGCCGUGGAAGUGA